Diospyros lotus (date-plum) is the source of this 2131-nucleotide messenger RNA. Its product is annotated as signal peptide peptidase-like 2. Gene Ontology annotation, biological process: membrane protein proteolysis. The record is from RefSeq and is a predicted model, not a curated record. Lineage: Eukaryota; Viridiplantae; Streptophyta; Magnoliopsida; Ericales; Ebenaceae. The transcript has 14 exons. The coding region runs from base 188 to 1804 and encodes 538 amino acids. Gene Ontology annotation, molecular function: aspartic endopeptidase activity, intramembrane cleaving. Gene Ontology annotation, cellular component: cytoplasmic side of endoplasmic reticulum membrane; Golgi-associated vesicle membrane; lumenal side of endoplasmic reticulum membrane.
GACCCUUGUUUUGACUGACCGACGCAAAUUUUGGCAAUUUCUGUUCGCCGAGAAAUCUCAUCCCAGGUUUCGUCAUCUUCCUCCCUCCCAACGGUCCAAGCUUCUCUCUAAAUCUCUCUAUGCGUGUAUUGUUCCUGAGGUAAAUUGGGGCAGGGUCAGUUCGUGCGGGCCAAGAAGAAGAUCGGCGAUGGCAACGCAAUACUCUCACCGCUUCCUUCCGCUCCGGCGUCUUACAAUCGCGGUGAUUUUCGCCAUUCUCCUAUCGCCAACUGCGUCUGCCGAUGAUAUUUCGCAUGAUGGUUCCUCCCCCAAAUCUCCCUCUUGCAACAAUACACUCAGAUUGGUCAAGGUUAAGAUGUGGGUUAAUGGUGCUGAAGGUGAAGUUUUAGGUGGAUUAACUGCAAGGUUUGGUGGUGUUUUGCCCACUGAAGCUAAAGACAACCUCAGGUUGCCUGCUGUUUUUACAAAUCCCUUAAACGGCUGUUCCAGCUCUUCAUCAAAGUUAUCCGGAUCUAUUGCUUUGUCUAAGCGUGGUGAUUGUGAUUUCAUGACUAAGGCCGAUGUUGCACAAUCAGGAGGUGCAGCAGGCUUGUUAGUCAUCAAUGAAAAUGAAGAUCUUAUGGAGAUGUCUUGUGGUGAGGAUAAUGUUUCAAAAAUCACAAUUCCUGUUGUGAUGAUUUCAAAGUCAGGAGGAGAGAUUAUGGACAAAUCCUUGGCAAGUGGAGGAAGAGUGGAACUUUUGCUAUAUUCACCAAAUCGUCCAAUUAUUGACUUCUCGGUGGUAUUCUUAUGGAUGAUGUCUGUGGGGACGAUUAUUGCUGCUUCACUUUGGUCAGAGUUUACUGCAAGUGAGGAGGGUGAUGAGCGUUAUAAUGAACUCUCACCAAAGGGCUCUGCCACUGCUGGGACCACCCAAGAUGACGAGAAGGAAACCAUUGAUAUUACUGCAAAGAGUGCUGUAGUUUUCGUCAUAUCAGCAUCCACUUUUCUGGUCUUACUCUAUCUGUUCAUGUCGUCAUGGUUUGUCUGGCUGCUGAUAGUAUUUUUCUGUAUGGGUGGUGUUGAGGGAAUGCAUGCUUGUAUAUUAGCAUUGAUUUUAAGGAAAUGGAGAAACAGUGGGCAGAAGAAAGUGAAUUUGCCUUUUUUGGGGGAGGUGUCUAUUCUUUCACUUGCGGUCAUGGUAUUUUGCUUGCUAUUUGCAAUUAUUUGGGCUUCUAAGCGGAAGGAAUCAUAUUCAUGGAUUGGCCAAGAUAUUCUUGGUAUCUGCUUGAUGAUAACUAUCCUGCAGUUGGCUCGAUUGCCUAAUAUAAAGGUUGCAACAGUACUUCUUUGCUGUGCAUUUCUCUAUGACAUUUUCUGGGUCUUCCUAUCGCCAUUUAUAUUCCAUGACAGUGUUAUGAUUGCAGUUGCCCGUGGUGACAACAGUGGUGGAGAAUCCAUCCCAAUGCUUUUAAGGGUUCCUCGACUUUUUGAUCCUUGGGGUGGUUAUGAUAUGAUUGGUUUUGGAGAUAUUCUCUUCCCUGGUCUCCUUCUUUCAUUCGCUCAUAGGUUUGACAAAGCCAAUAAGAAGAGUUUGCUAAAAGGAUACUUCCUUUGGUUGGCAAUUGGCUAUGGGUCUGGCCUCUUUUUCACUUACCUAGGCUUGUAUCUUAUGGAUGGACACGGUCAACCUGCUCUCCUGUACCUUGUUCCAUGUACAUUAGGGGUUGCUACCGUCUUGGGGCUUAUCAGAGGCGAGCUGAAAGAACUUUGGAACUAUGGUCCAGAAUCAACCCAAUCUAGCGAACAUCCUGGAGAAGCUUGACGGUAAGAUCGGUUCCAUAUCUGAAGCCUAGAGGUGAGACAACGCUGAUUUGCAGAUACUGGAAGAGGGGCAAGACAGAAUUGUUGGCCUCGUGUAACAAGCUCAUGUCAAUACAGUGUAGGUCAGGGAUUUGUACUAUUGUACUAUUGAUGCAUUGCUCUGUUCUUGUUACUGAAUUGUUAUUAAAUGUUUUGACAUCCUUAACUUCCUCCUCUGUUUGGAUGUUGCAUAACACAGGAACUGCCUCUGUUAUGUAGUCAAGUCUUCCGCAAGCAAAUUUAGAGUCUAAUUUAUUCAUAUAACGAGAGCUAGCUUGCUUCUUGUUCA